Messenger RNA from Lycium ferocissimum, 3146 nucleotides. RefSeq names its product 1,4-alpha-glucan-branching enzyme 1, chloroplastic/amyloplastic-like. Gene Ontology annotation, cellular component: cytoplasm. The record is from RefSeq and is a predicted model, not a curated record. Lineage: Eukaryota; Viridiplantae; Streptophyta; Magnoliopsida; Solanales; Solanaceae. Bases 166 to 2763 code for a protein of 865 amino acids. Gene Ontology annotation, molecular function: 1,4-alpha-glucan branching enzyme activity; cation binding; hydrolase activity, hydrolyzing O-glycosyl compounds. Gene Ontology annotation, biological process: starch metabolic process; glycogen biosynthetic process. The transcript has 22 exons.
AUUAAAAUCCUCCUCCACUCUUUCUUUCACGGUUCUCUUGGCGCCUUGAACUUAGCACAUUGACAGUCAGUUAGUUAUAUCACACUUAUCAGAUCUCAGUGUUUGUGUAGGACUUGAGUUCCUGUCUCUGUUUUUUCACAAAGGGUAUGAAAUCCUAUUGAAAAGAUGGUGUACACACUAUCUGGAGUUCGUUUUCCUACUGUUCCAUCGGUUUGUAAAUCACCUGGAUUCUCCAAUAAUGGUAGUGGUGAUCGAAGGAAUGCUAAUGUUUCUGUCUUCUUGAAGAAACACUCUCUUUCACGGAAGAUCUUGGCUGAAAAGUCUUCUUACGAGUUCGAAUCCCGACCUUCUACAGUUGCAGCAUCGUCGGGGAAAGUCCUUGUUCCUGGCAGCCCGAGUGAUAGCUCCUCAUCCUCAACAGACCAAUUGGAAUUCACCGAGGCAGUUCCAGAAAAUUCCCCAGCAUCAACUGAUGUAGAUAGUUCGACAAUGGAACACGUUGAGCCAGCAAGUGGUCCUACAGGAAGUGUUGAAGAGCUGGAUUUUGCUUCAUCACUACAACUACAAGAAGGUGGUAAACUGAAGGACUCCAAAACAUUAGAUACUUCUGAAGUGACAAUCAUCGAUGAAUCUGAUAGGAUCAGAAAGAGGGGCAUUCCUCCACCUGGCCCUGGUCAGAAAAUUUACGAAAUAGACCCUCUUUUGAAAAAGUAUCGUGAACACCUUGAUUACAGGUUUUCACAGUACAAGAAAAUGAGGGAGGCAAUUGACAAGUAUGAGGGUGGUUUGGAAGCUUUUUCUCGUGGUUAUGAGAAAAUGGGUUUCACUCGUAGUGCCACAGGUAUCACUUAUCGUGAGUGGGCUCCUGGUGCCAAGUCAGCUGCCCUCAUUGGAGAUUUCAACAAUUGGAACCCAAAUGCCGACGUUAUGGCUCGGAAUGAAUUUGGUGUCUGGGAGAUAUUUUUGCCAAAUAAUGCGGAUGGUUCUCCUGCAAUUCCUCAUGGGUCCAGAGUGAAGAUACGUAUGGACACUCCAUCAGGUGUUAAGGAUUCCAUUCCUGCUUGGAUCAAUUUCUCUGUACAGCCUCCUGGUGAAAUUCCAUACAAUGGAAUAUACUAUGAUCCACCCGAAGAGGAGAGGCAUGUAUUCCAACAUCCACGGCCAAAGAAACCAAACUCACUGCGAAUAUAUGAAUCUCAUAUUGGAAUGAGUAGUCCGGAGCCUAAAAUUAACUCAUACGCGAAUUUUAGAGAUGAGGUUCUUCCUCGCAUAAAAAAGCUUGGGUACAACGCGGUGCAAAUUAUGGCUAUUCAAGAGCAUUCUUAUUAUGCUAGUUUUGGUUAUCAUGUCACAAAUUUUUUUGCACCAAGCAGCCGUUUUGGGACGCCUGACGACCUUAAGUCUUUGAUUGAUAAAGCUCAUGAGCUAGGAAUUGUAGUUCUCAUGGACAUUGUUCACAGCCAUGCAUCAAAUAAUACUUUAGAUGGGCUGAACAUGUUUGAUGGAACAGAUAGUUGUUAUUUUCACUCUGGAUCUCGUGGUUAUCAUUGGAUGUGGGAUUCCCGCCUCUUUAACUAUGGAAACUGGGAGGUACUUAGGUAUCUUCUCUCAAAUGCGAGGUGGUGGUUGGAUGAGUUCAAAUUUGAUGGAUUUAGAUUUGAUGGGGUGACAUCAAUGAUGUAUACUCACCACGGAUUAUCGGUGGGAUUCACUGGGAAUUACGAUGAAUACUUUGGAUUGGCAACUGAUGUGGAUGCUGUGGUGUAUUUGAUGCUGGUCAACGAUCUUAUUCACGGGCUUUUCCCAGAUGCAAUUACCAUUGGUGAAGAUGUUAGUGGAAUGCCGACGUUUUGUAUUCCUGUUCAAGAUGGGGGUGUUGGCUUUGACUAUCGACUUCAUAUGGCAAUUGCUGAUAAAUGGAUUGAGUUGCUCAAGAAAAGGGAUGAGGAUUGGCGAGUGAGUGAUAUUGUUCAUACACUGACGAAUAGAAGAUGGCGGGAAAAGUGUGUUUCAUAUGCUGAAAGUCAUGAUCAAGCUCUAGUCGGUGAUAAAACUAUAGCAUUCUGGUUGAUGGACAAGGAUAUGUAUGAUUUUAUGGCUCUGGAUAGACCGUCAACACCAUUAAUAGAUCGUGGGAUAGCAUUGCACAAGAUGAUCAGGCUUAUAACUAUGGGAUUAGGAGGCGAAGGGUACCUAAAUUUCAUGGGAAAUGAAUUCGGCCACCCUGAGUGGAUUGAUUUCCCUAGGGCUGAUCAACACCUCCCUGAUGGCAAAAUAGUUCGUGGGAACGGUUUCAGCUAUGAUAAAUGCAGACGAAGAUUUGAUCUGGGAGAUGCAGAUUAUUUAAGAUACCGUGGUUUGCAAGAAUUUGACCGGGCUAUGCAGCAGAUUGAAGAGAGAUAUGAGUUUAUGACUUCAGAACACCAGUUCAUAUCACGAAAGGAUGAAGGAGAUAGGAUGAUUGUAUUUGAAAGAGGAAACCUAGUUUUCGUCUUUAAUUUUCACUGGACAAAUAGUUAUUCAGACUAUCGCAUAGGCUGCUUCAAGCCUGGAAAAUACAAGGUUGUCUUGGACUCGGAUGAUCCACUUUUUGGUGGCUUUGGGAGAAUUGAUCACAAUGCCGAAUAUUUCACCUUUGAAGGGUGGUAUGAUGACCGUCCUCGCUCCAUUAUGGUGUAUGCACCUAGUAGAACGGCAGUUGUCUACGCACUAGUAGACAAAGAAGAAGAAGAGCAAGAAGAAGAAAAACUUGUUGAAGAAUGAACGGACUUGUGACCUCGUUGAAAGAUUUGAAUGCUACCCGUUCAUCAACAUCACUUCUUGAUCUGGCAAGUGGAGUUUAACGUGACAAAGGUUUGCAGUUCUUUCCACUACUAGUAGAGCAAUGAUAUACGCAGGGAUGAAGUGCAGAACAAGCAUAUGUAAAAUCGAUGAAUUUAUGUCGAACUGCUGGACGGGCUUCAGCAGGUUUUGCUUAGUGAGUUCAUAUUGCAUUUUGUAAAUUAUCAUCUUAGCUGAGACAGUGGGACAUAGAAGUAAGAUCUCUUUAUAUGUACAGCCAACUAGAUAUCGACUAUGUGACCUAAACUACAAUAACUAUAAAAUGGAAAUAGAGCUGAUCUAGUGAUGUUCUCUUGGGCUCAAAA